Molecule: messenger RNA, 777 nt
Organism: Ochlerotatus camptorhynchus
Lineage: Eukaryota; Metazoa; Arthropoda; Insecta; Diptera; Culicidae
Gene: Chrac-16
Product: chromatin accessibility complex protein 1
Exons: 2
Coding region: 91-609 (172 amino acids)
Biological process (GO): DNA-templated DNA replication; chromatin remodeling
Cellular component (GO): CHRAC; nucleus
Molecular function (GO): protein heterodimerization activity
Source: RefSeq, a predicted model, not a curated record
UGUUAACCGCUUGUGGCCUACGUUUUCUACGAAGCAGUGUACGUUUUAAAGAAUUUUCAGUGAAAACCGUAUCAAACAGCCUAAAAAAACAUGGAUCAAGAGAAGCUGACACAACUCCCCAUCAGCCGGAUAAGAACGGUGAUGAAAACAUCGCCAUCCAUUGGCCAUAUCAAUCAGGACGCUUUAUUCCUGAUGUGUCGGGCAGCUGAAAUGUUCGUCGAGUACAUCGCCAAAAAUGCGCACAAGAAGGGAACAACAACGAUGAACUACAAACAGCUGGCCGAGUACGUGGAGUCGAAAGACGCGCUGGACUUUCUGGUUCAGAUCCUACCGAAGAAGAUGACCGUCAGUCAGUACAAAAAGAUCAUGGAGAACAAGAAGAGUAAGGGCGAAGAUGACAGCGAUAGCGACGAGGACAGCAGCAGCGAGGAAGAGUCGGACGAUUCGGAACCGUCGUCGUCUUCGGAAGAGGAGGGUGAGGAAGAGAAGAAUGACGAUGUGGACAGUGUAAUCUCGAUCAAGUCUUCCAGUUCGGACGAAAAGGAAAACUCCAAGAACAUGAGCAACAAGAAGACACCGGUUAAGCAUAAGACCGGGGAUUCUCCGUAGGGUUGGUAUUUUUCUCUAGAUUAGUGUUUUGUCUUAUUGCAUUAUGUUCUUCUAUAAGCUGUAUUAAUAAACUGUUAGAUUUAGUUAUCUAUUUAAUUGAAGAUGCUGUUAUUUCAGUAUGUAGUACCGUGACCAGCCCUAAUUCCGCGCAGCGCCCAAUACCGUGGA